AUGGCUUUUUCCGGUGAGCACAAAAAGUUUACCGAAACAAGCAUAAGGUCAUCACUUCGACUUGAUCACGAUGAAAAGCCUCCCAAUAGUGAUGAACCAAGAAGUAUAUUCGAACUUCAAAGGGCGAUUGAAGAUAAAACAAAGGAAAAUAACAGUCUACGGGAAAAGUUACGUCUAAUCCUUCGACAUUCUGAUCGCUUAGAUACUUUACUGCCAUUGAAAUUAGAAUCUAAAGAGAGGGAACUACGGCAUUUCCUGCUCCCUUCAGUACCUCGUUCAAAUGCAUGUGACAUUGAUGCCAACAAGCACCAGACUACUUCAAGUUGUACAAUUGGUUCCAAUGUUCGUCCUGUUCCAUCUUUGGUUAGUGGGUCAACUAAGCCUGUAGAUAGUUUGUUGGGUCCUGCAAAUACAAUGCCUCGUACUACUAAUUCAAAAGGCGGGGCUCUUCUACCUACCCCCUAUCCUAAUCAUUCUCUAACUAGUGUCAAAUCGGUUACCCAUACUCGUGGUUUACUGUUGUCGGGAAUUCAUUCACAGUCAACCAAACUUCCUACAGACAAUGAACCACCCAUUAAAGAUGUUCCAGACUAUGCAGAUGUAUUAAUUGAUUCUUCUGUUAACUUGGUAUUAUCUCGUUUACGCCGUACACAGUUUAAUUUUGAUAAACUUGUUGCAGCUAAUCAGUCUGAGCUGCAAUCGUUUACUUUUACUCAAAACAGUCAAAAUGGCAAGAGAAUGAUGAUGCGUAUUCGUGUUCUUGAACAUGAAAAUGAAGAACUAGCAAAUGUUAAUCGUACUGGCCGAACUGCUCGCAUAGAAUCGGAAAUAUCUUUGCGUCGUGCAUUCGUGAAUGACUUGAAGAAUGCUCAUUCAGAUAUGGAAUAUUUGGUGGAGGAAGCGGAGACUGAAACGGAAAUGCUCGGUAGUUCCCUAGUGAUGCUGCAACAAAGACUACAGUUAACUCAAAGUACUGCUGAAUUCUUGGCUUCUGAACUACAAAAACUUGAACCAGUGGAUUGCGCUGGAAUUAUAAAUUCCUCAAUUGAUGUCAAAGCUAAAAACAUGUUGUUACUUGAGAAAACAAAAUCAGAUGUUAUUAGUUUAUCUUCUGAACAUUUGCAAAGUUCUCAAAACGCUAGUCUAUAUAAUGAAGAGCUCAUUUUGGAUCCAGGCAUCGAAACUGGCCGACAGUCUUUGGAAUCUCCCAAGUCUUAUAGUGAUCCACCAGUUGAUAGUGACAUAAAUUCUCUGGUGACAGAAAAUAAAUUUGACAGCAGGUCACAUAUGUAUGCUCAAACCUUCCCCGAAUCCGAAGUUGGUGUUUCUGAUGAGGAAAAUCUUAGUAAAUCAAAACGUAG
Molecule: messenger RNA, 1361 nt
Organism: Schistosoma turkestanicum
Lineage: Eukaryota; Metazoa; Platyhelminthes; Trematoda; Strigeidida; Schistosomatidae
Source: the annotation of a GenBank genome assembly